UUUUAUCUGAAGAACCAGAGAAACCACACUCUGCCAUUGUCCCCCACAACAAUGCAGGUUUCCUCAUCCUUCUCUUCCUGUUACCACAGUCAGAAAGAAGCUACCUUCCCUGUGCAGGGCCUCUGCAGAACUUCACUCAUCUGAUGUUUGGUUUUUCACUAAACUGGCUGUAAAGACUGUGGAGCUGAAUUGAACUAAGCUGGUUCCGUUCUGUUACCAUCAUCAUCACCAUCAUCAUCGCCAUUGUUGUCAUGUGAGUGAAAUACAGCUUGUAUUUACAUCAGCCCCCAUUUCACUAUAGGGUAGGGCUGUCUCCUCCUCUUUUGAAGUGAUGUAAAGAAGCGCUAAAUUGCAUUCAAACUGACGGGGAUGGGCCGCCACACCCCCCUCUGCUACUUAUCGGGGGUGAAGAAACAGGGUUGUCUUGCUGCUCUGAUAAUGCUGGUCAAACGAAGAAAACAUGUGGGUGCAGAAAGUAGAUAAGAAACCGUUUUGGACUGCUUCUUAGGUGUGUGAGUACUCUACUAAUUGGACACAUACAAGGAUUAAAUUGGCCCGGAGCCAACCAGGAACUGAGCCCAAAUUGCAUCUUGAAGGAGGUCAGCUUCAGCUUCAGCUCCUGUGAGCUGCUCAGAAGUCCAUUAAAAAAAGAGUAAAAUUAUUCCUUUUUUUAUUCUAUCUAUCUAUUCAUCUAUCUAUCUAUUUAUCUAUCUAUCUCUCUCUCUCUUUCUGUCUCUCCCUCUCUCUCAACGUUUGCGCGCUUUUACGCACGGCACAAGUCCAGUAGGCGCACUUCCUCGUUCACUAGUACAACCACCACAAACAAGUUGUAAACAUCAAUGAGCGCGUGAUUUCCGCCCAUCAUCAGGAGAGUAAAAAGUUUUGUGAGACCCCUCCUCUCCCUCACUGCCUUUGGGAGAAAGUAAACAGCUCAGCUCUACUCACCUUAUCGCUCACAAGCAGGCGCGUAACCGCGCUGCGCUAUCCAUGGUAUCUAAACAAAAAACAAGCCUCCCCCAGGCCAGAGCCGCGGCGGACGCAUUUGUGGCAGGUUAUUCUCCAGUGAUGCAGGUGAACAACAGAACGCCAACGUUUUUCUGUUCACAGAGAAGACAAAAGGAUGUCAUGUGAUCACCUGAGCCGAGUGUUGGCACUUUUCAUGGUUCUCUGCGCCAUGCGAACCGUUUCCAUCGUCCAGGGCGCGCGAGAUUUCGAAAAGAAAGUGUCUAUGAUGCUGAAGGUAGAGCCAGAAAACCCCAAAUGCUUUGCUGAAGGCAGGAAGGACUUAACGUGCUUCUGGGAGGAAGAUGAGGAAAGAGCUGGUUCUGUGGACCAGUACUCCUUCACAUACAGCUACCAUCAAGAAAACAGCAGCAGAUGUCCACUGAGAGUUCUCCGUGCAGCAGGUGGGAAGAGGCUGUUCCUCUGCCACCUGAACCAAACCCAGAUGUUUGUCCAAAUGGACGUCCGAGUUCAUCGGCAGGGAGUGCUGAUCCACAAUCGCAGCCUCCUCAUCGAGCUUGUCUUUCUUCUUGACCCUCUUGCCAAUGUGGCGGUGAGCAGCACAGGGAAGCAAGGCCAACUGAAUGUCAGCUGGGUGCCUCCCCCUCUGAAGUACAUGGAUGACAGCAUGAUGUACGAGGUCAGCUACGCUACGGAGGACAGCCAUGUGGGGCAGGUCGAGGUGGUACGAGCUAGUUCAGAGUUGAUCCUGACAGGCCUGCAGCCAGGUACAAAGUACAAGGUGCAGGUCCGUGUAAAGCUGGAUGGGAUUAGCUACAAUGGCUAUUGGAGUGCCUGGAGUGACCCAGUGUUCAUAGAAACACUGCCUGCAGAAUUUGACCCACUCAUCAUCUCCCUCACUCUGAUCAUCUCUUUCAUCCUCGUCGUGCUGUCUCUCACCAUGCUCCUGUCCCAUCGCAGGUUUCUUACAAAGAAGAUUUGGCCGACUAUUCCGACUCCUGACAGCAAGUUCCAAGGUCUUUUCACUGUUUACGGCGGGGACUUUCAGGAGUGGUUAGGGCAGACCAAUGGAGGCUUGUGGUUGACUCCGGCUUUCUUCUACUCAGAGGACUACCCUUCUCCUCUGGAAGUACUCUCGGAGCUCAGCCUUUGCCCCUCACUGCCCUCCCCGCCUCUGCCCCCCACGGUCCCUAGGGCUUUAACCGCAGACAGGAAGGAGGACAAAGAUGUGAAGAAAGGCCUGGAUGGGAGAGAGCCAUCGGAAAGGGGAAAUUCAGCCCUGACAGAAGGAUGGAGAGCCACACCGCACGACCACUGGUUGAUGGAUCGCUUACGGGCACUUCACCAGCGCCCCAUGCCCUGCUCAGAGUCCUCUCUGCUGGAGUCUCAAGACACCUACGUCACCCUCAGCGCCAACAACCACAGCGAAGAUGAGCACCUGGAUGAUACUCUUGAGGAGGCGUUACCCCUUGAAGUACUUUUUGCCUCCAGAAAGACAGUGCUGUGUGAAUCUCACUCUGACCUGGGAUCCGUGCAGCAGAGCUCCGGUUCAGGGCGUCUUUCGUCGCAGUCCAGCUUUGAGUACCCGAACCACGCCUGGACGCCCAAAGGCCCGGGGUACACCUACAUGGCAGUGGCAGACUCUGGGGUCUCUAUGGAUUACAGCCCCAUGAGCAGAGUAGACGACAUUGGGAAAGUGGUUAUCUACGCCAACGAGUACAAGAAUGGGCUCCCUGCUCACAGAAGACCAUUCCUGCCGAGGCAGCACUCUGUCCACGAUGACCGCUGAGAAGGAGCUCAGCUGCACAUGGACUGAGACUGGAGGCGAGCUCGGAGGAGGGAAUCUGGAUAUACACGCAAAACUACAGAGCCUCAUAUCAACCGUUAAGAAAGGCAUAUCAAGGUAUUGGGCUCUGACUGUCUCAUAGUGAAGUGUAAGCUACAGGACUCCAAGUCCACUGGAUGUACAUACAUCAUUUCUACUUUAGCCAAAUCAUCCCUGAUCUGUACAGGACAAUGCCAUUACAUGGAAAUGGCAGCUGUGGUUUAUGCCAAAUACUGAUAUUCAUUGUAAAGGUUGGUAUGCUGAUCUCUUAGUAUCCUAUCCUGUAGAUCAGAUCAGGAAUAUUUCUAUAACUUCACCAAAAUUCAAGCCGAAGGGGUGAACUCCCUGAUCGUUUCCAUGGUGAUUUAUUCAUGUUUGAGCAAAGUGUACUAUUAUUUUCAAGCUUAAAUGACAGAACAGCUUUUAGGUUAAAACACAGAGUAGACGUACAGAACCAAAGGACUGUGAACAACACGGGCUGACGCACUUUCCCUCUCCCUCUGACGUGUCUUAAAGGAUAAAACUGGUGAUAUUCUUUGUUUUUCUUGUUGUCAGCAAAUCCCAUGAAAAGACUUAAACCAGCAAUAAACUGAUCCUUCAGCACGUGCCACAGAGCUCCACAUUAGUCCCGUCUAAGACUGAGAAUAUAAAAAGCCGUUCUAGCAGCUCUGUCAGGCAGUACUUUGGCAUAGCAGUGCUUUUUGCUCAACGCUAAUGUCAACAUGCUAAAAUGCUGACAGUGUCACUGUCUUUAGUUUAGCAUGCUAACUGAUGCUAACUAACAGGCUGACGGGGAAUCUGAUUAGAUUUGCAGGUCACAAACCAAAGUACUGGACAAACUAAGGUUUGACUUGGUGACACCACAUGAAACGUUAAAGUGAUCACCAAAGAUAUUAGUUUACUCUGAGGGGUGUGAAUUAAUUUUAAUGGCAGUCCAUCCACAAAUGUCACACUGCUAGCAUUGUGAGUCAAACAUCACGCUGAUAUGUUCCUCUAUAUCACUGACCACAGUGGUUUAUUUGAAGUAAAACUCACAUACAGUAUUGUAGUGCCGUGAAUACUCAUUAGAGCACCAAUGUGUAUUAAUCCACUGCAGAAAAUAGUCCCCAACAAAUUUAAUCAAAAAACAAACAUUUGCUAAAAACUACAGCGCUGAGCUAUUCUAGAAAAUAACUGAGCAUGUUUUAAAAAUUUAAGUAUAUAUUUAUAUAUAUAUUUAUUUUGAGGAUUUACAUUUUUAGUAAGAAGGCAGAUAAGGGAAGGUGAAAAAAGAUAUAAUAUUAAGAUAUUGCUAGUUUUGCUCCUCUCAUGGGCUUUGUUGACAUUAAAAAAUUGGCAUAUUGCCUUAUACCCUGAAGUAACAAAACACACAGCUUUCACUUGGACCCGACAGCUGUUAAGCCAGUGUAAUUUCCAAACCUGAUAAAACUAACUGUACUUGUAAAUAAUAUUAUGAUGCUUUUUGUAUUUUAUCGCAGUUGUUUCAGAGAAUGAUCCAAGAACACCCGAACACAUAAUCAAAUCAAAUAAAAAUAAAAAUAAAAAUACUACUACUGUAGGCUGUGCAGGAAAGUUUUAAGGCAAUAUUCAUUCUCAGGUGACUGUAGUCGUUAGUUUAGUCUCUUUCUUGUCAUGUUUGCUUUUAGUCAUUACUGCCAUCUAAAGAGCAGAGCAGACACGACAUGUCUAUUCAAAACAUUUUAAAUUUUUCAAAUCAAACUGAAUCAUUUCCAUGUUUUUUUAUGCUUGUUUGCUUUUGUGUCUUAAGUAAAUAUGUUGUAACUGAAAAAGUUAUAGCACAGUGUGACACCUAAAGGAGACAAAGGUUUAAAGCUCAAAACUUACUCUCUUACAAAUUGUUAAAUUUAUUUCACAACAGCAAUUCAUGAUUUAUCAAAUAUGAUAAAAAACUAAAUGUUAUUUUUAAUUAUUUGUUGUUCGAUAUUUAAUAUUUUACUAAUAUGCAACAUAUUUUAAGAGAGGGUGUUGUCUUUGUCACACUCAGUUUGAGAAUAUCUCCUUUUUAGGAUUAAUAUUUUUUACUUAUUUACUUGUUUUUUCUUCUUCAAAAUAAGUAUUUUCUAUAUUUCUUCUGAUGUGUAAAAUACUUUCACUGUGAUAUCAGCCGCUUAAGUUCAGUGUCUCACACAUGCUAAAUUCUCCAGUAUUGUAUAUACAUUUUUUCAUUGUGUAAGAUUUGAUUAAUAUGUCUGACAAACCUUUAUGUCAUCUAAACUCAUUAAAUGUUUUACAUCUAAAAA
Molecule: messenger RNA, 5049 nt
Organism: Seriola aureovittata
Lineage: Eukaryota; Metazoa; Chordata; Actinopteri; Carangiformes; Carangidae
Gene: epor
Product: erythropoietin receptor
Exons: 8
Coding region: 1121-2752 (543 amino acids)
Biological process (GO): hemopoiesis; cytokine-mediated signaling pathway; positive regulation of cell population proliferation
Cellular component (GO): external side of plasma membrane; membrane
Molecular function (GO): protein binding; cytokine receptor activity
Source: RefSeq, a predicted model, not a curated record